Molecule: messenger RNA, 5659 nt
Organism: Acanthochromis polyacanthus (spiny chromis)
Lineage: Eukaryota; Metazoa; Chordata; Actinopteri; Pomacentridae
Product: zinc finger protein OZF-like
Exons: 3
Coding region: 127-1398 (423 amino acids)
Biological process (GO): regulation of transcription by RNA polymerase II
Molecular function (GO): DNA-binding transcription factor activity, RNA polymerase II-specific; RNA polymerase II cis-regulatory region sequence-specific DNA binding
Source: RefSeq, a predicted model, not a curated record
AGAAAGUAACUCAGUGUUUCUGCCGGAACUUCACAGUGUGACACCCGGCGGAUGUAAACAAAGAAGCAUGAGCAGAGUUAGCUUCACUGCUGUGUGGACUGAGCUAUAAAACGGCUGUAUUAUAGUAUGAAUGAGAAAUAUCAGAGCGAUAAAGUAACGAUGUGUUCAGUUGAGUAUCUGAGAGAGUUGAUCAGCGACAGACGAGCUGCUGCUGCUGGAGAAAUAUUCUCAGAGUUUGAAAAAACCAUCGUCCAGUACCAGGAGGAGAUCGAUCGUCAGCGCAGACUGCUGGAUGUCAUCUGGAAACCACACAUCCCCUUACAACCCAUAGAGCUCCCACAGUCUUAUGUCUGUGAGAAUGAGAAGACUGUUGUUGACCAUCAGCCCCAUGACCAGGAGAGAAACUCCAUGGUGGAUCAUGAGGACCCAGAGCCUCCACGGAUUAAAGAUCAGCAGGAGGAACUCUGCACCAGUCAGGACCAAUCAAACCCAGAGAUUUCUCAAAUUAAAAUGGAACAGGAAGAAUUGUGCACCAGUCUGCACCAAUCAAACCCAGGGUUACCCCAAAUUAAAGUGGAACAGGAUGAACUCUGCUCCAGUCAGGAGGAAGAGUUAAUUGGAUUGAAACAGGAGACUGAUACCUUUGAGGUGACUCCUGCUGAUGAGGAAAGUGACCACAGUGAACCAAAACCAAACAGUGAUCAGCUCCUGUUUCACAUCUCUUGUGUAGCUGAGAGCCCAGAUCAGGAAGGAAACAAGGAUGUAGACUCAGGAUCAACUAGAUGUAUCGAGCAGAAACCAAGACAUCAGAGUAACAACAGUCACAGUAAUGAUGUAGACAAUGCUCCAACAUCAGCGAGACAGUGUGAUAAUGACAAGGAAAGAAAAUGUACAACAUGCGAGGUCUGUGGAAAAGCUUUUAGUCGUAAAUCAAAUUUAAUCAAACAUCACAGAACCCACACAGGUGAGAAGCCAUAUUCUUGUGAAACCUGUGGAAAAAGCUUCAGUCAGCGGAGCUCUUUGACUGAACACUUGAAACAUCACACAGGUGAGAAGCCGUAUGUUUGUGGAACCUGUAAAAAAGGCUUUAUUCGACGGACCCAUUUGACUGCCCACAUGAGAUGUCACACAGGUGAGAAACCAUAUGUUUGUAACAUUUGUGGAAAAAGAUUUUCUAGUUCAUCAGCACAUAAUAGGCACAUGGCAGUUCACAAAAUGGUAAAGCCAUAUUCUUGUGGAACCUGUGGAAAAAGCUUCAGUCAACGGCGCUCUUUGACUGUCCACAUGAGACGUCACACAGGUGAGAAGCCAUAUUCUUGUGGAACCUGUGGAAAAAGCUUUAAACAUAGUUAUCAAUUAAAAGCCCACAUGAGAAUCCACACAGCUGAGAAGUCAUGAUCCUGAAACAUCUGUGAAAAAUAAAGAAGAACUAAGCUUGAAACAACAUGUAAGAAUUGGUACAGGUUAAAAGUAGAUGUUUUAGAUUUAAAGCAGCUUUCGUCUGUGCUUCAACAACAAUUGUGAGGAAGUAUGUAUGCAAUCCUUGAUGAUUAGACCAGAUAGAGUCUGGACUGUGGUGGUGGAGCAGCAGGCAGAAGAACCAAACUGAAUGUCUGGAUGGAUAUGGUAUUGGUACAGACUGCUACAUUUCUGCUAUCAUGACAUCCUUCAUCAGCAGAGCACUGAUUGGAGAUAAUGUGAAGCUGUUUGGAACAUUUUCACUUUCUACUGAGAGAACAUGGCUGUUCAGGUGUGAACAUACUGCUGGAAUCCACUCAGCUUGAGCUCUGCUGUCUUUCAAGUAAAAGGAGGCAACGAGAUACAGAGACAUUGUGACAGUAGAACACAACAGAGUGUGUCACUGCAGCAGAGGAGAUCUGGACGUGAAAUAAAGUUGUAAUAAAACGUCUACAGCUCCAUGACUGCUUCAUGAAAUGUUUUGAAUGUUUUCAAACAGAUGAACAUUUACAAGUUGUUUCAUAAUGAAUGUAACACUGAAGAGCCCCAGCAAGAAUAACUCUGAGUCAGAUAUCAAAGACAUAACCAACAUUAUUAUGUUUUCAAGCAACAGACACGUGGUUUUACUAGUAGUAGCUGAUACACUCCUGCAAAUGUCAAAACCAGAAAUGUUAAAAACAGGUGAAGCUGUGCUGCAGUUUCUGCUGGUUACAUAAAGGUCUUAUGCUAUUUAUUUCUUCUGUUGUCACCACAUAGGUCAUCUGUGUGAUUUGUUCGUAGGAUCUCAUUGUGUCGUCAUACAGCACAUUGAACCCUUGUAUUGUCUGAACGUCCUGAACACUCCUCCUGUCCUCAGGGUCAGAAAUGACCUGCCUCCACUGAGCCUCUAAAAUAGAGCAGCUUAAUGGAAUUUUUAACCAAAAAUCUAUUUUACAUGAAGAAACAACCUGUCAUGCAUCACACACUUUGUGAAUGCCUGUUUUUGCUUCCUCAGAGGGUAGAAAGACUGUAUUUAAUCAGUGAACACCAUUCGUUUUUAUACCAUUGUUCAUGCUGUAACUGUUUUCUUUCUAUAAGUAGAGGUUUAUUAUCACUAUUAUUGCUGCUAAAGGUACUGCACAGGUGUAAACAUUUCUUGUUUUGCAAGAGAUAAUACUUCUAUAGCCUAAUAAAGUACCAGAAAUGUGCAGAAAUGAACUUGAAAUGCAUUUUUGAAAGGAAACAACAGUGUACUGUAUCCUGUACAAUGGAAUAUAAAACUACAAAACUCAACUACCAGAUACUAGUACUCUCUCAUUUUUUGGGUCAUUGCUCCCACCCGAAAGAUUCAUAACCUACAUCAAUCAUAAGAAUAGAAAAAAUAACAGAUUCAAGCAAAAAUAUUCCAACAUAUUAAGCUCUAAUUAACACAUGGAGGACAGACUGCAACUGUAUUUGUCACACGUGCAGCACACAGUAUUUGUUUUACAGUCCUUCUUGUUACUCCUGGAUGACUAAAAAAAUGUGAUCUCUGACCUGCUGGGAACUGAAACCUGAAAACUGCCCUCAUGGCUUCAGCAAUAUCAGAUUAGUCCAUAUUCAUUUGAAAAUCUGCAAAUAUGACAAUCUCAACAGUCCAGAAGUAGCCAGGGUGUAGAAUCUUGACCCCACUAUGUAUUAUGCUAGUUAUUUAAUGUUUUGUAACCUCGGUCACUUUUCCAUGGGGGUCAAUUUUCUAUCUGACACCGGGUAAAAAAUGACCUGAAGACAGUCUUUGUACCCUGGUGGUGUACAGCUUUGAUGAAAAUAUAAACAAAAACAAUGUUUCACUUUUUCUAAUGUUGGGGUCACUUGAGGAAAAGUGAUCAAAUUUCAAGUUGAAAAAGGUCAUUUAGGGGCCGUUCUAUGCUAUUAAACAUGGUGGCCUGGUUCAUUUUGACCCGAAGACAGCACUAAGGUUCAAACAACAGCAAAUCAGUAAAAGUAUUUUCCAGUUGAGUAUGCUAAGAAUUUACCUCAAGUUUAAAUAAUGAGUCCACAGUAUUAUUAGUUAUUUAAAGAAAUGCAUGACCAGAAUUAGCAACAAAAAUGACUAAAAUGAGACACAAAAUGAACAUCUCAUUUGGAUCAUUUUGUACAUUUCAGUCUGUUUUUAAGAAAAAAAAGUGUCAUAAAUCAGACUGUAAAUGAUCUAUGAACAAAGCUCUCUGUAAAAACCCUCAGAAUGUAGAAUAGAAUAAAUGUGGACAGUUUCAUGACUGGAAGAGAAGAUUUCUGGAUCAGUUUGUGUCUCAUUUGUGUCAUUAUGUGUUUUGUUUUGGUCAGUUUACGUCUUUCUGUCUGGUUUUAAACAUUUUGCAUCUUUUCAUGUUUUUUUUUCUUCCAUUUUGGUCAUUUUGUGCCUUAAUUUUGACCAUUUUGUGGUUCAUUUUGGUCAUUUUUUUGGUUUAUUUCUAUUUAAAAUUGUUCAUCUUGUUAGUUCUUUUGGUCAGUUCACGUCUAUUUCAUCAUUCUGUGACUCAGUGGCCAUUUCUGUUUCAGUUCUCAUCUCAUUUUAACUCUGAAUUGCUCAUUUUAUCUCUCAUUUUAGUCAUUUUGCAUCACUUUAAGGUUGUUUUUUCAUUUUCUACAUUUUGUGUCUCAUUUUCGUCAUUUUUGCUUAAUUUUAGUCCCAUUUUGGACACUUUUAUCUUUUUGUUUCACAUUUGAUGUCCCUUUUCUAAUUUUAUGGCUCAUUGUGGUAUUUUUCUAUCUUGGUCGGAUGUUUUAUGUUCCAUUUUGGUCAUUUUGUGUCCCAUUUGAACUGUCCCAUAACAUUGUUGGACCGUUCAGUAGACUCUGUUUGGGUCUUUUUCUCACCACUGAAACAUUUUGUCCAUUUUUAUCUCAUUUUGGUCAUUUUAUAGAUUAGAUUAGAUCCAACUUUACUGUCAUUGCACAGAGAACAAGUACUAAGACAGUAAAUGCAUUUUUUAAAAGUCCAUUGUGAUGUCAGAGAGAAGAACUAACAACUGUUACCACAUUCCAUAUUCUGAAGAAAAACAUGGAAACACUUGAGAAAGUCAGUUUAACACACAAAGCUUGGAGAUAUUGGAGAGUUGUGGUGAAGAUUUCAAGUGUGAAACUUGUGAAGACAUUGUGAGCAAAGACUGUGACAGAAAAAUGAAGCCUCCUCAGCCAGAUAGGAAACAUUCAGGUAAGACAGAAGUCCAGACAACGAGCUGCAACUCAGCUCCAGAUAUCAAACUACACACUGACAUGUUAGACUGAAGUUUUCACAACACUGACAAGCUAACAUUUGCUCAUUUUGUGCCUUAUUUUGAUCAGUUUGCAUCCUUAGGGUUGUUAGUGGAUAAAAUGUUGUCAUUUUUUAUCUCUUUUUGUUGUUUUUGUUCCAUUUGGGUGACUUAAAGGCUGUUUUUGUUGAAUUUGCUCAUUUUGUGUCUCAUUGAGGCUCAUUUUCAUCAUUUUGUGUCUAUCCUUGGCCACUUUUUGUCUUUAGGAUUGUUUUUACUCCUCAUUUUUCGUGCUUUUAAUGUUUUUUGUUCCAUUGUGAACAUUUUGUGUCUCAUUUAGAUAAUUUUUUUGUAUCAUUUUGGACAUUUUGCAUCUGUUUAAGGUUUUUCUGUUUCAUUUUAUGUCUCAUUUUGUGCAUUUCAGUCUGUUUUUAGGGAAAAAAGUGUCAUAAAUCAGACUGCAAAUGAUAUAUGAACAAACCUUUCUGUAAAAACUUUUAGAAUGUUGAAUAGAAUAAAUGUGGACUGACUAGGUAACCUUACAGAACCUUUACUGUUGUGAUGUACACAUUAACCUGACUUUAUACACUCCAAGAAAAUAUAUAUCUAACCGUUGUGAUAGGGAUAAAUAGAAGUUCCAAUCUGUUGAUUUUAAUUGCAGGAUAAUGCUUUAUUAAAAUAUAUCUCAGCAGGGAAAUAGCUAUAGCCAUUAAAUCAUCAGACAAUGAAUCAAUAGUUAGUUAAUAUUUCAGUGGCUCGUCAUGAUUCCUAACUGCUACUAUGCUUUCAUAGAAGAAGAGUAAUAAUCACCCACAUUAUGUAAUUUGGAGGGGGAGAGCAGACGGUGUGGCCACAUCCGGCUGAUCACCUGAAGAACGACGAGCCUUGGAGCCUCCAGGGGGAAGCAGAGAGAGUUCAGUCCAGAUUUAGAUCUGCUUGUGUCCUUUUUUGUUGUUUGGGCCAAUAAAAACUUUGUUAUAAUCCUC